ACGCGACUUUGUCAGACAACGAAGAAAGUCGAAGAGAAACGCCACAUCGAUCUCCAAGAUGCAGAAAUAUUUAGUAGUAUUUGCGGCCGUCGUAGCAUUUGUCGCCGCUGAAUCCGUAUUAGUGGAAGACGAAGAAGGAAGACAGUUCUACCUCACUCCCGUGUCGAGCCGCCAAAGAAGACAAGCCGAUGGCCCCAAAGUCUUCGGUCAAGGCGGAGGCAACGGACAAUCCCAAGGCGGAUUCGUCAAACUGCAGAACCCAAAUGGUUCUGGGGGUAGCCUUGGUUACGGACACGCCAACGGUUUCGGCCACGUAGUCAGCGCCGACGCUAGGGUGCCAGUUUGGUCUAACAAGAACAGAUUCGGAGAGUCCACCCUCAACGUCGGGGGCGGAGCUACUCAGAAAUUUGGAGGCUAUGGUGGAAACAUGAAUUUGGACAAGAGAGUUGGACUCAAUUUUAACCAUAGAUGGUAGAAGGUGGAAUUUUUAAAUUAUAUGUAUACUAUGCUAACUUAUUUAUAUAACAAUA
This is a messenger RNA of Cylas formicarius (sweet potato weevil), 530 nucleotides long. RefSeq lists its product as uncharacterized. The transcript has 2 exons. The record is from RefSeq and is a predicted model, not a curated record. Lineage: Eukaryota; Metazoa; Arthropoda; Insecta; Coleoptera; Brentidae. Bases 59 to 475 code for a protein of 138 amino acids.